CUCACGCUUUUUCCCACCUCUGUUUAUGUCCAAGUAAAAAAAGGGAAAACAAACAAAUGAACAUGAAAAUUCGUACUUUUUGCUCCGAUCUGUAGGCUGUAGUCGUUCAUUGCCAUGGUGAGGGGAAAAAUCUAAUCCUCCUCUUCUUCUUCUUCUUCUUGCUGUUCUUCUUCUCCACCAAAAUAGGAUAUGAGGAUGAAAAAGAGGGCAGUCUGGGGCGUUAUUCUCUGGUUAGUUAUCUCUUUGACUCCUGCACUUUGUGGAGACAUCGUUCAUGAUGAUGAUGAUGCCCCCAAGAAGCCCGGCUGUGAUAACAAGUUUGUUCUGGUGAAAAUUCAAACCUGGGUGGAUGAUGAAAAUGAGAAUGAGUUUGUUGGUGUUGGAGCAAGAUUUGGUGUCACCCUUGAAGCAAAAGAAAAACAUGCAAACCGAACACAUCUUUCUUUACUUGAUCCUUCCGAUGGUUGUGCCCCACCUACAAAUAAGGUUACAGGUGAUGUGGUCUUGGUUGAUCGAGGUAAUUGCACUUUCACAGCCAAAGCAAACAUUGCAGAGGAUGCUGGUGCAAUGGCACUUCUUGUUACCAAUAAUCGUGAAGAACUGUUCAAGAUGGUCUGUGAGAGGAAUGAAACAAAUCUAGAUAUAAAGAUACCUGCUGUUAUGCUGCCAAAAAGUGCAGGGAAGAGUUUAGAACAGAGUAUUAGAAGUGGCAAAACUGUGACUGUUCAAUUGUACUCUCCUCAACGUCCAAUUGUUGAUGUUGCUGAAGUGUUUCUGUGGCUAAUGGCUGUUGGUACCAUAUUAUGUGCAUCAUAUUGGUCUGCUUGGAGCGCUAGAGAAGCAGCAAUGGAGCAUGACAAAUUAUUGAAGGAUUCACCUGACAGCUUACUUGACAUGGAAGGCACAGGCUCCAGUGGUGUUGUUGACAUUAACACAACGUCAGCAAUCCUGUUUGUUGUUAUAGCGUCAGGCUUCUUGUUCUUGCUUUACAAAUUCAUGUCAUUCUGGUUUGUGGAGCUUUUGGUGGUUCUGUUUUGCAUUGGCGGGGUUGAGGGCCUUCAAACCUGUCUGGUGGCUUUGUUGGCAAGGUGGUUUAAGCGUGCUGGAGAAUCCUACAUAAAAGUGCCUUUCUUUGGAGCAGUUUCAUACCUUACAUUAGCCAUUUCUCCAUUUUGCAUAGCCUUUGCCGUAGUUUGGGCAGUAUACCGGCGUAUCUCUUUUGCAUGGAUUGGACAAGAUAUACUUGGUAUUGCAUUGAUCAUUACAGUUCUUCAGAUUGUGCGCCUACCUAAUGUGAAGGUAGCAACGGUGCUCCUCGGUUGUGCCUUUCUAUAUGACAUCUUUUGGGUAUAUCUUUCUCCAAGGUGGUUUAAUGACAGUGUGAUGAUUGUGGUAGCUCGGGGUGACAAAAGUGGAGAAGAUGGAGUCCCAAUGCUGUUGAAAAUCCCACGUAUAUUUGACCCAUGGGGUGGUUACAGCAUCAUUGGUUUUGGUGACAUUCUUCUACCUGGAUUACUUAUAGGCUUUUCACUAAGGUAUGAUUGGGCUUCUAAGAAAAGAUUACUGUCUGGAUAUUUUCUAUGGUCGCUGAUUGCAUAUGGAUUUGGACUUUUUAGUACAUACGUUGCUCUAUAUUUCAUGGAUGGUGCAGGCCAGCCAGCACUUCUAUUCAUAGUUCCAUUCACACUCGGUAUCGUUUUGACUCUUGGGUGGAAACGAGGUGAAUUGCGUAACUUGUGGACAAAAGGAGAACCAGAAAGGAUAUGCCCGCAUAUCCAACAACUUAAUCAAUGAGUACUAUAUCGAAGAAGCCUGGAGGCAUGAAAAUGUUGGACAAUGUCCAAGUUAUGGUCCCCUGCACGGUGAAACUGGCCUUGAGAUAACUAGUUAACUUAGCAAGUUCUGUAGAGCUUCAGCAGUAUUUACAGUUCGUCAUGUAUAUCAAAACCUAGCAGGUCCUGUGAAAUUAGGCAGAGCUGUGUUUUAUAGUGUACACAUGCUAGGGAUCUUCUUGUUACUGCAACAUCGUGAUGUGAGCUCACCAUUGUGGCUGUAAGUUGGUUAAUGUUAGAUGACUUGUUUUCAUUGAACUGCUGGUACCAAAUUAUGUCAAGGACGGCAAGUACGUGAAGAAGCCUUAAGUUUAACCUGUUUUAUAUGCA
Nymphaea colorata (pocket water lily) is the source of this 2162-nucleotide messenger RNA. Its product is annotated as signal peptide peptidase-like 4. The coding region runs from base 190 to 1794 and encodes 534 amino acids. Gene Ontology annotation, molecular function: aspartic endopeptidase activity, intramembrane cleaving. Gene Ontology annotation, cellular component: cytoplasmic side of endoplasmic reticulum membrane; lumenal side of endoplasmic reticulum membrane; lysosomal membrane. The transcript has 14 exons. The record is from RefSeq and is a predicted model, not a curated record. Gene Ontology annotation, biological process: membrane protein proteolysis. NCBI's taxonomy places the organism in Eukaryota, Viridiplantae, Streptophyta, Magnoliopsida, Nymphaeales, Nymphaeaceae.